CUUGGGGAAAAGAAAAAAGGAGGAAAAAAAAAAAAAGCCUGGGCUGUGAAGCUGUCAAACCGGGCAUGCUCAGUAGACAGGGCAGGUUUUUUGGUCUCGAGUAGCGGAGAAACAUUUUUUGCACAACCGCGACCAGCCUUAGAGCGCGGCGGCGGCGGCCAGGGCAACAUCAGCACAGCCAUCAGCGGUGCAGACGCCCGGCACCAAGCCGCGCGGUGAGCUCCAGCUCAGCCUGGAGUUCACCUCCCAGUGCCCAGGAGGCUUGUCUUACCCCUUCUGAUUUCUCUGUGUCUCUCUCCCUGUGUGUCUCUCUCUGUCUCUUUCAGUUUCUCUCUCUGUGUCUCUCUCUGUCCCUGUAUCUCUGUCUCCUCUGAAUCUCUCUCUGUCUCUCUCUCUCUGUCUCUCUCUCUGUCUCUCUCUCUCUCUCUCUCUCUCUCUCACACACACACACACACACACACACACACACACACACACACACACACUCACAUAUACACAUUAUCUUGAAGAAGAAGAAAACCAACCCCCAAGCAAACACCCUCCUGGCAGCGAUCUUCCACUGGCACCACAGUAGCCAGGUUCGGUUCCUGCCCCCAAGCGACCGCGGGCAGAGAGCUCCGCCGCCGCCAGCUGGAGGAGAGCGAUGCGGGGGCCCGAGCGGCAGCUCGAACAGUAAUGUGGAUUUACAGUCAUUUCCCGCAGGAACCAGCAAAGACGCCCUAAGUCCACUGCACUUACAGCACCCGGCAGAGCUGAGUACCUGGCAAAGAGGCGGGGGACCGCACCUGAGGACACCACUGAAACUUGCGUCUGGACUAGGAAUUACAAGUGUGACUUUUGUUCUGCUUAACUUCUCAUCUGGAUCUAACAAGGUACAUUUUAUGAUUGGCCAUUACAGCAAAUAUAGCUACGGAGUGCGCAAGCUACUUUGUCGAUGAGAUCACUGGAAUGCAGAAAGUAUAAGAAAUUUUAUAAGGACUGCUUUCAUUAAAGAACAUCCUUAUCCUUUUUUCAUGAAACUCAGCUUGCUUAAUCAGAGAUGGAGCAAACAGACUGCAAACCUUAUCAGCCUCUGUCCAAAGUCAAGCAUGAAAUGGAUCUAGCUUAUACCAGUUCUUCUGAUGAGAGUGAAGAUGGGAGAAAACCAAGGCAGUCAUUCAACUCCAGAGAAACUCUGCAUGAGUAUAACCAGGAGCUGAGGAGGAAUUACAAUAGCCAGAGUCGAAAGAGGAAAGAUGUGGAGAAAUCUACUCAAGAGAUAGAAUUCUGUGAAACACCUCCUACUUUGUGCUCUGGCUACCAGACAGACAUGCACAGUGUUUCUCGGCAUGGCUACCAGCUGGAGAUGGGAUCUGAUGUGGACACAGAGACAGAAGGUGCUGCAUCACCUGACCAUGCACUCAGAAUGUGGAUAAGAGGCAUGAAGUCAGAACAUAGUUCCUGUCUGUCCAGCAGGGCCAACUCUGCAUUGUCCUUGACUGACACUGACCAUGAACGGAAGUCUGAUGGGGAAAAUGGUUUUAAAUUCUCUCCUGUUUGUUGUGAUAUGGAGGCUCCAGCUGAUUCUGCUCAAGACAUGCAAAGCAGCCCACACAACCAGUUCACCUUCAGGCCACUCCCACCACCGCCACCUCCUCCACAUGCCUGCACCUGUGCCAGGAAGCCACCUCCUACAGUGGACUCUCUUCAAAGAAGGUCGAUGACUACCCGCAGCCAGCCCAGUCCAGCUGCUCCUGCUCCUCCAACCAGCACACAGGAUUCAGUUCAUCUGCAUAACAGCUGGGUCUUGAACAGUAACAUACCACUGGAGACCAGGCAUUUCCUGUUCAAACAUGGAUCUGGUUCCUCUGCUAUCUUCAGUGCAGCCAGUCAGAACUACCCUCUGACUUCCAAUACUGUCUACUCACCACCUCCCAGGCCACUGCCUCGAAGCACGUUUUCCCGACCUGCCUUCACGUUUAACAAACCGUAUAGAUGCUGCAACUGGAAGUGUACAGCCUUGAGUGCCACUGCAAUCACAGUGACGUUGGCCUUGUUACUAGCCUAUGUAAUUGCAGUACACUUGUUUGGCCUGACGUGGCAGUUGCAACCAGUUGGACAGAUCUAUGCGAAUGGAAUUAGCAAUGGGAACCCAGGGACCGAGUCUAUGGAUACUACUUACUCUCCCAUUGGAGGAAAAGUUUCUGACAAAUCAGAGAAAAAAGUGUUUCCGAAGGGACGAGCAAUUGACACAGGGGAAGUUGACAUUGGAGCACAGGUCAUGCAGACCAUUCCCCCUGGCUUGUUUUGGCGUUUCCAGAUUACUAUCCACCAUCCUAUAUAUCUGAAAUUCAAUAUUUCUUUAGCCAAGGACUCUCUGCUGGGAAUUUAUGGCAGAAGAAACAUUCCACCUACACACACUCAGUUUGAUUUUGUGAAAUUAAUGGAUGGCAAGCAACUGGUGAAACAGGACUCUAAGAGCUCAGAUGACAUCCAGCACUCCCCAAGGAAUCUGAUCCUAACAUCACUCCAGGAGACAGGUUUCAUAGAGUACAUGGACCAAGGACCUUGGUAUCUGGCAUUUUACAAUGAUGGAAAGAAGAUGGAGCAAGUGUUUGUGCUAACUACAGCAAUUGAAAUAAUGGAUGACUGUUCAACCAAUUGUAAUGGAAAUGGAGAGUGUAUCUCUGGGCAUUGUCAUUGUUUCCCAGGAUUCCUUGGACCUGACUGUGCUAGAGAUUCAUGCCCUGUGCUGUGCGGCGGAAAUGGCGAAUAUGAAAAAGGCCACUGUGUCUGCAGGAAUGGCUGGAAAGGGCCUGAGUGUGAUGUUCCAGAAGAACAGUGCAUUGACCCAACCUGCUUUGGCCAUGGUACCUGCAUCAUGGGAGUUUGCAUCUGUGUUCCAGGCUACAAAGGAGAAAUCUGUGAGGAAGAGGACUGCUUAGAUCCAAUGUGUUCCAGUCAUGGCAUCUGUGUCAAAGGAGAAUGUCAUUGUUCUACUGGCUGGGGUGGAGUCAACUGUGAAACGCCUCUUCCUAUAUGUCAAGAGCAGUGCUCUGGACACGGAACUUUUCUUCUGGACACUGGAGUUUGCAGCUGUGAUCCCAAAUGGACAGGAUCUGACUGCUCUACAGAGCUCUGUACCAUGGAGUGUGGUAGCCAUGGAGUCUGCUCAAGGGGAAUAUGCCAAUGUGAAGAAGGUUGGGUAGGACCAACAUGUGAGGAACGUUCCUGUCACUCUCACUGUGCUGAGCAUGGUCAGUGCAGAGACGGAAAAUGUGAGUGUAGCCCUGGAUGGGAGGGCGACCACUGCACAAUUGCUCACUACUUAGAUGCUGUUCGAGAUGGCUGUCCAGGGCUCUGCUUUGGAAAUGGACGAUGUACCCUGGAUCAAAAUGGUUGGCACUGUGUGUGUCAGGUUGGUUGGAGUGGAACAGGCUGCAACAUUGUCAUGGAAAUGCUUUGUGGCGACAACUUGGACAAUGAUGGAGAUGGUUUGACGGACUGUGUGGACCCCGAUUGUUGUCAACAAAGCAACUGUUAUGUAAGCCCACUCUGUCAGGGCUCACCAGACCCUCUUGACCUCAUCCAACAAAGCCAGCCCCUCUUCUCUCAGCACACUUCAAGACUCUUCUAUGAUCGAAUCAAAUUUCUUAUUGGCAAGGAUAGUACUCAUGUCGUUCCUCAAGAGAUCUCAUUUGACAGCAGGCGUGCCUGUGUGAUUCGAGGCCAAGUAGUGGCAGUAGAUGGAACCCCUCUUGUGGGAGUCAAUGUCAGUUUCUUGCAUCACAGUGACUAUGGCUUUACCAUCAGUCGGCAGGAUGGAAGCUUUGACCUCGUAGCCAUUGGUGGUAUCUCUGUAGUCUUAAUCUUUGAACGAUCACCUUUCCUGUCUGAAAAGAGAACGCUCUGGUUGCCCUGGAAUCAGUUUAUUGUGGUGGAGAAAGUGAUCAUGCAGAGAAUUGUAGCAGACCCACCAUCCUGUGAUAUUUCCAACUUCAUCAGCCCAAAUCCUAUUGUACUUCCUUCACCACUCACCUCAUUUGGAGGAUCCUGUCCAGAAAGGGGAACUAUUGUCCCUGAGCUGCAGGUUGUACAGGAGGAAAUCCCCAUUCCAUCCAGCUUCGUGAGGCUGAGUUACCUGAGCAGUAGAACACCUGGGUAUAAAACUUUGCUGAGGAUCCUUUUGACACACUCAACAAUUCCUGUGGGCAUGAUUAAAGUACACCUCACAGUAGCUGUGGAAGGCAGACUCACACAGAAGUGGUUUCCUGCUGCAAUUAAUCUCGUCUAUACAUUUGCUUGGAACAAGACCGACAUCUAUGGACAGAAGGUUUGGGGCCUUGCAGAAGCUUUGGUGUCUGUGGGAUAUGAAUAUGAGAUGUGCCCUGAAUUUAUUCUCUGGGAACAAAGGACAGUCGUUUUGCAGGGCUUUGAGAUGGAUGCGUCUAACCUAGGAGGCUGGUCCUUGAAUAAGCAUCAUAUUUUUAAUCCUCAAAGUGGAAUCAUUCAUAAAGGAAAUGGGGAAAAUAUGUUCAUUUCCCAGCAGCCCCCAGUCAUAGCUACCAUAAUGGGCAAUGGACACCAAAGGAGUGUAGCCUGCACUAACUGCAAUGGUCCAGCCCACAACAACAAACUCUUUGCUCCUGUCGCCUUAGCUUCUGGCCCUGAUGGUAGUGUGUACGUUGGUGACUUCAAUUUUGUAAGGCGGAUAUUUCCUUCAGGAAACUCCGUUAGCAUUUUAGAAUUAAGAUCCACUGCCCCUCCAUUUCCUCUUCAGAAAAGAACAGGCUUCAAAGAGAUGACAGCCAAACAGAACAAAACAAGAUACAAUAAGACAAGAAACAGAGAUACCAGACAUAGCACAAGUCCUGCGCACAAGUACUAUCUGGCUAUGGACCCUAUGUCUGAAUCGCUCUACCUGUCAGACACCAAUACUCGAAAAGUCUACAAACUGAAAUCGCUCGUGGAAACAAAAGAUCUCUCUAAGAAUUUUGAAGUGGUAGCAGGAACAGGUGACCAGUGCCUUCCCUUUGACCAAAGUCACUGCGGAGACGGUGGCAAAGCCUCAGAAGCUUCACUGAACAGCCCUCGAGGCAUCACAGUAGAUAGGCACGGAUUCAUUUACUUUGUGGAUGGGACUAUGAUCCGAAGAAUUGAUGAGAAUGCUGUGAUCACAACUGUAAUUGGCUCGAACGGUCUGACUUCCACACAGCCAUUGAGCUGUGACUCUGGAAUGGACAUCACUCAGGUGCGAUUGGAGUGGCCAACAGACCUUGCAGUCAAUCCCAUGGACAAUUCAUUGUAUGUCCUGGAUAACAACAUUGUGCUGCAAAUUUCUGAGAACAGGCGUGUGCGGAUCAUUGCAGGGCGUCCCAUUCACUGCCAGGUGCCCGGCAUCGAUCAUUUCUUGGUCAGCAAAGUAGCAAUUCACUCUACUCUGGAGUCAGCCAGGGCCAUCAGCGUCUCCCACAGCGGGCUGCUCUUCAUCGCUGAAACAGACGAGAGGAAAGUGAACCGCAUUCAGCAAGUGACCACCAAUGGGGAGAUCUCCAUCAUCGCUGGUGCUCCCACUGACUGUGACUGUAAAAUUGAUCCCAACUGUGACUGUUUUUCAGGUGACGGUGGCUACGCCAAAGAUGCAAAGAUGAAAGCCCCUUCCUCUUUAGCAGUGUCACCUGAUGGCACCCUCUAUGUAGCAGACCUUGGCAAUGUUCGAAUCCGUACCAUUAGCAAGAAUCAAGCCCACCUGAAUGAUAUGAACCUUUAUGAGAUUGCCUCUCCUGCUGACCAAGAACUCUACCAGUUCACCGUCAAUGGAACUCACCUACAUACCAUGAACUUGAUAACCAGGGACUAUGUUUAUAACUUCACCUACAACGCCGAAGGUGAUUUGGGCGCGAUCACUAGCAGCAAUGGCAAUUCAGUGCAUAUACGCCGGGAUGCAGGCGGGAUGCCUCUGUGGCUUGUGGUGCCUGGUGGACAAGUCUACUGGCUUACCAUAAGUAGCAAUGGAGUCCUGAAAAGAGUCUCAGCCCAAGGCUACAAUUUGGCCUUGAUGACCUACCCAGGAAACACGGGACUUCUGGCAACAAAAAGUAAUGAAAAUGGAUGGACAACUGUUUAUGAGUAUGACCCCGAGGGACAUCUGACCAAUGCAACUUUUCCUACUGGAGAGGUCAGCAGCUUCCACAGUGACCUGGAGAAGCUGACAAAAGUGGCACUAGACACUUCCAACCGUGAAAAUGUCCUCAUGUCAACCAACUUGACAGCAACCAGUACUAUCUACAUUUUAAAGCAAGAAAACACUCAAAGUACCUAUCGGGUGAGUCCAGAUGGUUCACUACGUGUCACCUUUGCCAGUGGGAUGGAGAUCAGCCUCAGCUCAGAGCCCCACAUCCUGGCAGGAGCUGUCAACCCCACUCUCGGCAAAUGCAACAUUUCAUUGCCUGGAGAGCACAAUGCAAACCUCAUUGAGUGGAGACAGAGAAAGGAGCAAAACAAAGGCAAUGUUUCAGCUUUUGAGAGAAGACUGAGGGCCCACAACAGAAACCUACUUUCCAUUGAUUUUGAUCAUAUGACCCGCACGGGGAAGAUCUAUGAUGACCACCGAAAAUUCACCCUUCGAAUUCUUUAUGACCAGACUGGACGACCUAUUCUGUGGUCUCCUGUCAGCAGAUAUAAUGAAGUGAACAUCACAUAUUCACCUUCAGGAUUAGUCACCUUUAUUCAAAGAGGAACCUGGAAUGAAAAGACGGACUAUGACCAGAGUGGAAAAAUAAUCUCAAGAGCGUGGGCUGAUGGGAAAAUUUGGAGCUAUACUUACUUAGAAAAGUCUGUGAUGCUUCUCUUACACAGCCAGCGGCGUUACAUCUUUGAGUAUGACCAAUCAGAUUGUCUGCUGUCGGUCACCAUGCCUAGCAUGGUGCGCCACAGCUUACAAACCAUGCUUUCAGUGGGCUACUACCGUAAUAUCUACACUCCACCAGACAGUAGCACUUCUUUUAUCCAAGACUACAGUCGAGAUGGCCGACUUUUACAGACUCUGCAUCUAGGAACUGGGCGCAGAGUUCUAUACAAGUACACAAAGCAAGCAAGACUGUCUGAGAUUCUCUAUGACACCACUCAGGUUACGUUAACAUAUGAAGAAUCUUCUGGAGUGAUUAAGACAAUACACCUGAUGCAUGACGGAUUCAUCUGCACCAUCAGAUACAGGCAAACAGGACCUCUCAUUGGACGUCAAAUUUUCCGAUUCAGUGAAGAAGGUCUUGUGAAUGCACGGUUUGACUACAGUUAUAACAACUUUCGUGUCACCAGCAUGCAAGCUGUGAUCAAUGAGACCCCUUUGCCCAUAGAUUUGUACCGAUACGUUGAUGUUUCUGGUAGAACAGAACAGUUUGGAAAAUUCAGUGUAAUUAAUUAUGAUCUAAAUCAGGUUAUAACUACAACAGUGAUGAAGCACACCAAGAUCUUCAAUGCCAAUGGACAAGUCAUUGAGGUCCAAUACGAGAUCCUAAAGGCAAUUGCCUACUGGAUGACUAUUCAGUAUGAUAACAUGGGCCGGAUGGUCAUAUGUGAUAUAAGGGUAGGAGUAGAUGCCAAUAUCACAAGGUACUUCUAUGAAUAUGAUGCUGAUGGGCAACUUCAAACUGUUUCUGUGAAUGACAAAACCCAGUGGCGCUAUAGUUAUGAUCUGAACGGAAACAUCAACCUUUUGAGCCAUGGGAAUAGUGCUCGUCUUACUCCUCUCCGAUAUGACCUCCGAGACCGCAUCACUAGACUAGGGGAAAUUCAGUAUAAAAUGGAUGAAGAUGGUUUCCUGAGACAGAGGGGAAAUGAUAUAUUUGAGUAUAAUUCUAAUGGUCUGCUGCAGAAAGCCUACAAUAAAGUUUCUGGCUGGACUGUGCAGUAUUACUAUGAUGGACUGGGGCGGCGCGUUGCCAGUAAGUCCAGCCUAGGACAGCAUCUCCAAUUCUUUUAUGCAGACCUUGCCAACCCUAUAAGAGUUACUCAUCUGUACAACCACACAAGCUCAGAGAUUACAUCUCUUUAUUAUGAUCUCCAAGGUCACCUUAUUGCCAUGGAACUAAGCAGUGGUGAAGAAUAUUAUGUAGCCUGUGAUAAUACAGGCACUCCACUCGCUGUGUUCAGCAGUCGGGGUCAGGUCAUAAAAGAGAUUUUGUAUACACCUUAUGGUGACAUCUAUCACGAUACAUACCCUGACUUUGAGGUCGUCAUUGGUUUUCAUGGAGGACUCUAUGAUUUUCUUACUAAACUAGUGCAUCUAGGGCAAAGGGAUUAUGAUGUUGUUGCUGGCAGAUGGACAACGCCUAAUCAUCACAUAUGGAAACAGUUGAACCUUCUUCCUAAACCAUUCAACCUCUACUCCUUUGAGAAUAACUAUCCCGUUGGCAAAAUUCAAGACGUUGCAAAGUAUACCACAGACAUUGGCAGUUGGCUGGAGCUCUUUGGUUUCCAAUUACAUAACGUGCUACCUGGAUUCCCCAAACCAGAACUAGAAAACAUGGAAUUAACUUAUGAGCUUCUUCAGCUUCAGACAAAAACCCAAGAGUGGGAUCCUGGCAAGAUGAUCCUGGGCAUUCAGUGUGAGCUCCAGAAACAGCUCAGGAAUUUCAUUUCCUUGGAUCAGCUUCCUAUGACUCCUCAGUACAAUGAGGGGCGGUGCCUUGAAGGAGGGAAACAGCCAAGGUUUGCUGCUGUCCCUUCUGUCUUUGGCAAAGGUAUAAAAUUUGCCAUCAAGGAGGGCAUAGUGACAGCUGAUAUUAUAGGAGUAGCCAAUGAAGAUAGCAGGCGUCUUGCUGCCAUUCUCAACAAUGCUCAUUACCUGGAAAACCUGCAUUUUACCAUAGAAGGGAGGGACACUCACUACUUCAUUAAGCUCGGGUCUCUGGAGGAAGACCUGGUGCUCAUCGGUAACACUGGGGGGAGGCGGAUUCUGGAGAAUGGCGUUAAUGUCACUGUGUCUCAGAUGACGUCAGUGUUGAAUGGAAGGACUAGACGGUUUGCUGAUAUUCAACUGCAGCACGGAGCUCUGUGCUUCAAUAUCCGAUAUGGAACGACUGUCGAAGAGGAGAAGAACCACGUGUUGGAGAUGGCCAGACAGCGCGCAGUGGCCCAGGCCUGGACUCAGGAGCAGAGGAGGCUACAGGAAGGGGAAGAAGGGACUCGGGUAUGGACAGAGGGGGAAAAGCAACAGCUUUUGGGCACCGGGAGGGUGCAAGGAUAUGAUGGGUAUUUUGUCUUGUCUGUUGAGCAGUAUUUAGAACUUUCAGACAGUGCCAACAAUAUUCAUUUCAUGAGACAGAGUGAAAUAGGCAGGAGGUAACAAAAGAAAACUCUGCCUUUGCGUCACCAAAGACUGCCUGUUUUUAAAACAAAACAAAACAAAACAAAAAAAAGGUUUAUUGUAUUGGUUUUCUAGAUCAGAACUCUGUAUAUGUAAAUAUGGAGGAAAAACAUAUCCAACUGCCUUUCAAUGUGACAGAAGAUGGUAUUUUAAUAUUGUUUGUUUAAACUUUAAGAAAUGACAGAGAUUUUUAGUUCUCGUGUGGCAGUAUUCAAAAGAACACAAGCUGAACACAAACAGCUAACACAAAUGUUUUCAGACGCACCACUCUCAAUUUAUUGAGCCAUGCCUCUGUUCAACUACAUAAAAAGAACCCAUGGCUCUCGAUUUCUAUUGCGACACCAAGUUUCACAUCCAAUUCAUUGGCAGAACUUCCAGGCUCCUUAAAAACCGUGGUGCACCAGUGUCUAAAUCUUGCAUCUCAAAAGACUGCCAGCCCCCUUACAUUGUCCAGAUCUGUUCUAGGAAACUUCAAAAGAAAUCAAAAAUGUCUUCAAGCACCAUCUCCUGGAGUCAGAAACCCGUUUUCCCUCCUUUCCUGAUUUUUCCUCCUUGCCUGUUAAACAGUAAAUGCCAUGUUGUUGUGCUGUGUUUUGGCGUGUGGUGGCUGGCUUCGGCAAUGCCUUGCUGUGGGCACAGUAAGCAGGCUGAAGGGCCACUGAUUUGCUUGUGUGUACGUGGUACCAAAGCAGCUGGUCAAUGUGACCUCGCUCACAUAACCUGUUUUGACUCAAUUUCUUCUCCAUUUGCCCAGCUGUAUUGGCCUCAUGUAAACAUAGCUUUUAUUAACUGGGAUAGGAAUUUCUCAUUUAUAUAUAGGAUGUGCUUUGGUCAUAGUUUCACAUUAGUAAUUCAGUAUUUAUACACUAAUUCAAUGGUUUGUGCACAAGAAAGGUAAUAUACUAAAACGGAUGGUUCUGGUACAAGAAAAGAGGCUUUAACAGGUCUAUGUGCCUGUGAUGCUGAGAAACAUAUUAGCUACUGCUGCAGAAAUUCCUACGAGCCAAAACCGUAGAAACAAUAGACCUUGCAUUACAGUGACAAUGAGAUGAAAGCCAACAUAACAAUAGUUGCUGCCUCAUCAUUUCCUCCCACUUAGAGUCAUCUUUCAAAUGUACAAUUGUGUAUUGAAUCUCUCCCAGCCAUAUGCAGAAAAUUGAAUUAAGUGAAUCCUUCCAAACAUAAAGCAUUUCAUCUAAUUACUGAGGGGCAAACUAGUUUUUCACCAAUGUCAUUUAUGUGGUUAUUUUAGUUCUCUGUGCUUAAUCCACGUAUGUUUGUUUAAUAAUUUUUCCACCUAGGAAAAUAAAUAUUUUCAGGAGGGAUUGUUUGUUCCACGAUCACUUAAAAUUUAGAGAAAUGUCGGGGUUAAUAUUAAUAUCUGCUGCAGUCUUCUCAGUCUCUUAUGAAUCCUGCAGUAAAAGAAGCCACUUGGUGAGCUGAGAGAUUUGUGCCCAUUGACAAAGAGGCAGUUUAUAAAAUGCUGUGUAAUUGCAAGUUGCCGCAAAUGAAAAUUCAUGACAGCACAGUGUGCCCAGUAGAAAAUUCCAAGGAGCCAGCUUCUCCCCUCGCAUCUCCCGAGGAACAUUUGCUAUGUGUGGAGGAGAAUUUAGAUUCUUUCCAGCUACUACCUAAAUACAAUAUGGGGCCAUUGUCCUGCUUGUAAAGACAGUGGCAUUGAAAAUAUGCAAAGUCAGAAUCCAGGCUCAUGUUAAGAAUUUUUUUAAAAGAAUCUGACUCUCAUUAUACAAAGAAUGAGGGAGAGGGACCCCGGCAAACAGUAGGGAGGGUGGAUUGAAAUAUUUCAUUGUUAAAACCUUCAGGUUCAGAACAUCAGAUCCAUGCGGUGAGAAAGGGAAGGGAGAGACAGAAAGAAUGCAGGAUGACCUCAUUGUUUAUCUUUGUAAUUGGAAGCACACCAGCUCAAGAUAUUGCUAAUCCAGACUAAAAUCCCAGUACAGGGCUUUCCCCGAAUCAGGCUUUUGCCCUCAGUACAGUACUCACCAUGGAAUAUUGAAAAGUUUCACAAACAUGUUGAAAAUUUGAAUACCUCCACACCAACCUAAAAAUAGAUCUUAAGUUCCUAGAACCUCUGACAUUCUUUUAAGUCAAUGAGAAAACCAUUCGUUAACUGUAUAUAAAAGUGCAUACUUAAACGUGGUGUAUUUGUAUCACUAACCCAAUGUGUCAAUCUUGGAGUCUAUUUUGCUUCUAUUUUAAGUGAUUGCACUCUUUUGCAACUCACUAGUGAUGUAUCAUUUUCAAACCAAUUUAAAUAUCCAUUAGAAAGAACUAUUUGGAGCUAUUCCUUCAUAGUAAUUACCUUGAACUGUGCAAUUCUAGUUUGUAAUAUGUAUUUAGUUAGUUUGUGCCUUUGGUUACCUAAAGUUAUAUUUGUAUUAUAUUCAGGAAAUGCACUUUUUAUCACUUACAACUGUGGUUUUAAUACUGCCUUGAAAUAUUACUGUUCUCUUUACAACUCCUAAAGUUUUGAGGAGGAAAAGAAAAACCAAAAGGUUUUUAGCACUAACAAGUUGCAAAUCUAAGAGAAACAUUUUGGCAUUUCAUAAAAAGAACAUGGAAAUAUUACGUUUAUUGCUUCCUGUUGGCAGGGGAGGAAGGAUGCUUUCACUGAGCUUUAGUUCUGAAGUUUGAAUGAGAGGACAAAUCAUUUGUGUUUCCUGAUGACAGUGCAGCUUUGAAGGGAAAAUGCAUGAAAUUUCUCACACACAAAAGGCAGGGGGCUCACACGACACAGCUACAUAGCACUCAAGCAGGUUAAAGUGAGAAGAUAGUAUUGGAUGCUCCUGUGAGGAAGGUUCUGGAAGGGAUACAGGAAAUACUCUGAUUGCUUCCUUUCCUUAGGCCCAUUUCAUUGGUGUGUUUUUGGUUUUAACUUGUUUUACCAUUGCACUCUAGAGAUCCAAAGGAGCUAAAAAUUCAAAGUUUAAGAGGUAUUUAAAUACAGCUAUUUUUAGUUGUCAAUCCAAUCGCUGUUGAUGAGAAGCAUGAUUCUGGAAGGAAAGAGAAAUAAAGCUCAAUUCAUUCUUUCACACUUGCCAUAGAAAUAAGUAUAUGUUUUAUUUUUUAACCCAGCAAAAUAAUGUAUAAAAUAAGGAUGCCAUUUAUUCUCAAGCCACCUAGAAGUUCUAUAAUAUAUAGACUACAUAUAUAUGAAAUAAUAUAUACAACAUAGCCAAAUAUAUGAACACUUGACAAUGUAUAAUUUGAAAUUCACCUACUCCCUACAUAAAGAGGUAUAACAUUCCAUUACAACUUUCAUUAGAAUUUAAUUUCCAUCACUUAUUUCUACAUUUCUUUUUUCUCUUCCUUUCCCACGAGACCUGUUCCCACAGUAAUUUUACCAGAGAGUCCAGGCAAAGUUUUUGCAUUUCUGCAGAUUUGUUUCUUUUAAGGGCAAUUUAGUUGAAUUGCAAUGAAAAGCAGAAGUAUAAUCAUCAAGUAUCAAGAAAAACUGGAUGGAAUGAAGUGUAUUAUAGCUUGUAGGGAACCGUGUGGCUAUAGAUUGGAUGCACCAUUCUUGUUUUCUUGGAGGAACUCACAUAUACAUAGCGACCUGCCUAAUACUUCAGAUCUCAGACUGCUCUUCCACAGCCUUCUGUAAGGUUCUUUAGUCUGCAAAGAAAACAAAACAAAUAAAAAAAGAGCAAAAGAACAAAAACAGAAAAAAAAUGAAAAACAAAACAAAACAAAAAACAGUGAUAAUUCAAACACAAAACAGUGACUUAUUUCAGUGUGUCCUUUGUGUGAAAGCUGUUAAGGACCAAAUAUACUACUGUGUGUAAGAAGAAAUCGCUCCCUAACCAGUAAUUGAACAUACUUAGAGUUAAACUUGCUGUGGAUUUUGUCUUGGCAGUUGUCAUCUUAACAUUAUUUGUCAAAGGAAAUGUGUUUGGCAGUUAAAAAAAAAUCUUUCCUUAGAUUUAGUGGUGGACUUUAACCUCUUAAAUAAAUGUUAGUAUAUCAGAUUGUGUCCUUGAAAACUAUUUUACGUGUAUGAAUCAUGACAGUGUCUAAAUCUUUACUGUUCUUCUGGCAAAAGCAUCAGUAAGAGAAAAGGCGAAAAGGAGAAGUCCAGCUUUUCUGUCAGAAAAGGACUCUUUUUAGCUGCUUCCUUUCUCAUGAAAAGUAAAGAUGUUUACAGUGUAUGCCAAGAUUUUCAGUUUCUAUGUAACAACAGUUAGAGGUUCUAAUCAUACUGAAAAUUGUGUUAUAAUGGCCUCAGCCGUGUUGCUAGGAAACAAUAGGUUCCAAUUUUGUACUCCUGCUCUCCUGUGCUGAAAAGUGACUGGAUACUGUACAGGUUCCUGUUCUCUGGCUGCAGUUCCAUGGUCUUUUGCAUUUGGCUCUGGCUUUCAGGCCAGAAGCAUGCAUUUUUCUUUUCUACAAGAGCAUCACAACAACAUGCUGUAAAUAUUUAAAGGUAAACAUUAUGUGUCAAUAUUUGAAAGAAAAGUACUUUGAAUAUUUCAUUUUUAAAAAAUAAAAUCGCAAAUGAA
This is a messenger RNA of Rattus norvegicus (Norway rat), 13866 nucleotides long. The record is from RefSeq and is a predicted model, not a curated record. Lineage: Eukaryota; Metazoa; Chordata; Mammalia; Rodentia; Muridae.